Girardinichthys multiradiatus is the source of this 7713-nucleotide messenger RNA. RefSeq names its product slit homolog 3 (Drosophila) (gene slit3). Gene Ontology annotation, molecular function: calcium ion binding; heparin binding; Roundabout binding. The transcript has 38 exons. Lineage: Eukaryota; Metazoa; Chordata; Actinopteri; Cyprinodontiformes; Goodeidae. Bases 285 to 4880 code for a protein of 1531 amino acids. The record is from RefSeq and is a predicted model, not a curated record. Gene Ontology annotation, biological process: axon guidance; negative chemotaxis.
GAUGGUCUCUGGAAGGAGGUCACAGCCCAGCAGAACAUUUCCACCUGGUAAAGUCCAAACGGAUUCUGAUAACUUAGCGGAGACUUUGUGAGUGGGGAGCGUUUGGAGAGACUUUACGCACUGAGCUCGGAGCUCGGAGAAACCCAGACCCACGGAGAAAGUUUGUUUUACUUGAAGGAAACCGAAUCGAUCAUACUCCUCAACCCAAAGUCCGGAUCUUACCCUCCACCUUCACACCGCCGGAUCUUUAAUUCGCUUCGGCUGGAGGAACGAGCCUCUCGGAAAUGUCUGGAUCCGGGUCGGAGAAGCGCGCCGGGCUCAGCCGGGUUUGGGCCGUGCUUUUCGCUGUUCUGGUGUGGGCAGCUUUGGUGGAUGGAUGCCCACACAAGUGCAGUUGCUCCGGGUCACAUGUGGACUGCCAGGGUCUGGGUCUGAAGACUGUGCCCAAAGGAAUCCCUCGGAGCGCAGAGCGCCUGGAUUUAAACAGAAACAACAUCACCAGAAUCACUAAAGUGGACUUUUCUGGGCUGAAGAACCUCAGGAUUCUUCAUCUGGAGGACAACCAAAUCAGUGUCAUCGAGAGAGGAGCCUUCCAGGACCUGAGAUUGCUGGAGAGACUACGCCUGAACAGAAACAAACUCCAGUUUCUCCCAGAGCUUCUCUUCCAGUCCAAUCCCAAACUGGGACGAGUAGACUUCAGUGAGAACCAAAUUCAGGCGGUUCCGAGAAAAGCUUUCAGAGGAAUCACCAGCGUUAAGAACCUGCAACUGGACAGCAACCACAUCAGCUGCAUUGAAGAUGGAGCUUUCCGAGCGCUGCGCGAUCUGGAAAUUCUCACCCUCAACAACAACAAUAUCACUCUCAUCCCGUUGUCCAGCUUCAACCACAUGCCCAAGCUGCGGACGCUGCGUCUGCACUCCAACAGCCUCCACUGUGACUGUCACUUGGCUUGGCUCUCUGAUUGGCUCAGAGCCAGGCGGGGCUUGGCUCCCUUCACCCAGUGCAUGUCCCCAGCCCACAUGAGGGGCCUCAAUGUCCCAGAUGUGCAGAAGAAGGAUUUUGUCUGUAAUGGUCCUGCACAAACAGAGUCGAGGGCGUGCACUCCUCAGGUAGCCGUGUGUCCGCCCAGCUGCAGCUGCAACAACAACAUUGUGGACUGUCGUCGUAAAGGCCUGACAGAGAUCCCAGCCAACCUCCCAGAGGGCAUCGUAGAGAUUCGUUUGGAGCAGAACCUGGUCAAAAGCGUCCCACCAGGAGCCUUUUCAGCCUAUAAGAAACUGAAGAGAAUUGACUUGAGUAAGAACCAGAUUUCUGACAUUGCUGCAGAUGCUUUCAGCGGACUUCGCUCGCUCACCUCGCUGGUGCUGUAUGGCAAUAAGAUCGCUGAGUUGCCUAAAGGAGUAUUUGAUGGACUGUCUUCCCUGCAGCUGCUAUUACUGAACGCCAACAAAAUCAACUGUUUGAGAGUGAACACCUUCCAGGACCUGCAGAACCUGAACCUUCUGUCCUUGUAUGACAACAAGCUGCAGACCAUCAGCAAAGGCCUCUUCAACCCUCUGCGCUCCAUCAAGACUCUCCAUCUGGCCCAGAAUCCCUUUAUGUGUGACUGUCACCUGAAGUGGCUGGCUGACUACCUGUUUGACAACCCCAUCGAGACCAGUGGAGCUCGCUGCAGCCACCCCAGAAGGCUGGCUAACAAGCGGAUCAGCCAGGUCAAAGGCAAGAAGUUCAGAUGCACAGGUCAGGAGGACUAUCGCAGCCGCCUGAGUGGGGAGUGUUUCCAGGACCUGGUGUGCCCAGAGAAAUGUCGUUGUGAAGGCACCGUGGUUGACUGCUCCAACCUCAAACUGACCCGAAUACCUCCACAUAUCCCUGAACACACCACCGACCUGCGGUUAAACGACAAUGAAAUUACCAUCCUGGAGGCUGCUGGGACUUUUAAGAAGCUGCCCAACUUGAAGAAAAUCAACCUAAGCAACAACAAGCUGAGAGAUAUCCGUGAAGGGGCCUUCGAUGGAGCGGGUGGAGUGUUGGAGCUGCUGCUAACUGGGAACAAGCUAACGGGACUGCAGGGACGCAUGUUCAGAGGCCUCGGUGGCCUGAAGACCCUUAUGCUGCGGAGCAACCAGAUCAGCUGCAUUGACAACAGUACCUUCACGGGUCUGAGCUCAGUGCGUCUGCUGUCCCUGUAUGACAACAGGAUUGCUAGCAUCGCCCCUGGGGCCUUCUCCACCCUCCACUCCUUGUCCACCAUUAACCUCCUGUCCAACCCGUAUGUGUGUGAUUGUCACCUGGCCUGGCUCGGUCAGUGGCUGAAGAAGACCAGAGUGGUGAGCGGGAACCCCCGCUGUCAGAAGCCGGCCUUCCUGAAAGAGAUCCCCAUUCAGGACGUGGCUGCCCCUGACUUCACAUGUGAUGGUGUUGAGGAUAAUGGCUGUCUUCCUGCAUCUGGAUGUCCUGACGUCUGCACGUGCUCAGACGGAGUGGUGCGAUGCAGCAACAGAGGGCUGCACGCUCUCCCCAAGGGCAUUCCCAAGGACACCACGGAGCUGUACCUGGAGGGGAACAUGCUGUCAUCUGUUCCCAAGGAGCUGGCAGUCCUGAAGCAGCUGUCUCUGGUGGACCUGAGCAACAACAGCAUCAGUACAGUGGCUCCAUAUACCUUCAGCAACAUGACUCAGCUGGCCACACUCAUCCUGAGCUACAACCAGAUCCGCUGCAUCCUACUCCACGCCUUUGAUGGACUCAGGUCUCUCCGCCUGCUGACUCUCCAUGGUAACGACCUUUCAACCAUCCCUGAAGGAGCGUUCAGCCACCUCACCUCUCUGUCCCACCUGGCUCUUGGUGCCAACCCUUUGUACUGUAACUGUGACUUACGCUGGCUCUCCCAGUGGGUCAAGGCCGGCUUUAAAGAACCUGGCAUUGCUCGCUGUGCUGGACCUCCUGACAUGGCUGACCGGCUGCUACUCACCACUCCACUCAACAGAUUUCAGUGUAAAGGUCCUGUGGAUAUCAGCCUGAUGUCAAAGUGCGCCCCCUGCCUGGCAGCACCCUGCCGGAACAACGGCACCUGUGUCUCCAAUGCUGCAGGAUCCUAUCACUGCACCUGUCCAUAUGGAUUCAAGGGUCCGGACUGUGAGAUAGCCAUGAACGCCUGCAUCAGCUUCCCCUGCCAUAACGGAGGAACCUGCCACAUCCAGCCUGGGCGUGAGGGCCACUUCAGCUGUGUGUGCCCACCAGGCUUUGAGGGUCAGCGCUGUGAAAUAAACCCCGACGACUGUGAAGACAACGACUGUGAGAACAACUCCACCUGCAUCGAUGGAGUCAACAACUACACCUGUGUCUGCCCACCCAACUACACAAGUGACCUGUGUGACGAGGUGGUUGACCCUUGUCUUAUUGGUUAUGACCCGUGUCAGCACGACUCCAAGUGCGUCCAGGUUGGCCGCGGUUACAGGUGCGAAUGUUUGCCCGGAUAUGUUGGCCAACACUGUGAGCAGGACUAUAAUGACUGUUUGGAGAAUAAAUGCCAACAUGGUGCAGAGUGUGUGGACGCUGUCAAUGGUUACACCUGCGUCUGCAAGGAGGGCUUCAGUGGGCUGUUCUGUGAGAACCCUCCACCAAUGAUCUUGCUGCAGACCAGCCCCUGCGACCAAUCAGACUGCCAGAACGGCGCCCAGUGCCUGGUGGUUGCUGGGGAGCCCAUCUGCCGCUGCAUACCUGGUUACUAUGGCAACAAAUGCGACAAAAUUUCCACCAUUCACUUCCUGGGUCGGGAUGGGUACGUGGAGCUGCAUGGCACCAAGCUACGACCGACAGCUCAUAUUUCAUUGCAGGUGGCAACAGAUAAAGACAACGGCAUUCUGUUGUACAAGGAGGACCACGACCCGCUGGCUCUGGAGCUCUACCAGGGACACAUCCGACUCAUUUAUGACAUCGCCAACUACCCACCAACCACCGUUUACAGCGUUGAGUCCGUCAAUGACGGACUUUUCCACACCAUGGAGCUGCUGAUCCAGAACCACUCACUGAGUCUGGUGGUGGAUAACGGAGCCCCAAAGAGCCUGGGCAAGCUGGCACGCCAGCCUUCAGUUGACCACAACACCCACCUCUACAUUGGGGGUGUCCCCUCCCAGGUGGUGGCCUCAGGUCUACGUCCGGGCCCUGAGCGCUCUCCUCAGGCUUUUGAUGGCUGCAUCCACAAUGUACGGAUCAAUGGAGAGACUCAGGACCUGAGUUUCAGAUCCACAGGAGGACCGAUACAUGGGAUGGAAGGCAAGGGUGAAGCCAUUCUGGUAGGAUGUCACUCCUGCAGUGUGUGUCCGCAAGGCGCCUGCAGAGAGGGAGGGGAGACCGGGGUCACAUGUAACUGCCCUCCAGGACGGAUGGGGCCCCUGUGUGAUGAAACAACAGCCAGUAACCCCUGUCAGAAAAACAGGUGUGUCCAUGGCACAUGUGUUGCAAAGGGUCAGUCUUACAGUUGUCAGUGUAAUGAAGGCUACCAGGGUCAGUACUGUGACCGACCGACCUGCAGCUGGUGCGGUCGGGGUGAAUGUCGAAUGUCAGAACCAGGAGAGCUGGUCUGUCACUGUCAGCCGGGCUUCACUGGACCCACCUGUGACACAGAGCUCAGAUGCAAGGGAGAAAUGUUGAGGGAGCAGCUGAAGCGCCACCAAGCCAUGAGAACGUGCACAUCCACCAGCAAGAUUCCCCGCAUGAACUGUCCGAGAUCCUGCCAGGCAUCGGCGCCCCCUGGUGUUUGCUGCGGGGUCACAAAGACCAGGAGAAGAAAGGUGGUUUUCCGCUGCACCGACGGCACCUCGUACUCCGAGGAGAUGGAGACGGCUCUGGAAUGCGGCUGCUCCAAAUGCCCGCUGUAACGGGCCGGCGGCUCACUCCUUCGCUCUGCAACACACACCUCUGCCACUCUGUGAAUUGACACCGAAGCUGUCGCUCUGAGAUCUUCCCACACUGAUGAACACGAGCUCUACAUGAUUACCUUCCACAUCCCAGCUGACUGCUGAACAGAAAGGACAAAGAGAGAAAAUAUAUUGUAAAAUAUAUGUGAGAAACAUAGAACUUAUUUUUAUUAUGGAUUUUUCUAAGAUGAUAAAAGGACUCAUAAGUUGUGUUACAUAUGUAUGUUACAUAGUAUAAAAUAUAUUUUCUACAAUCCAACCAACUAGAUUAACAUUCUUUAAAAUAUCUGAAAUGAAAUGUUUGUGUGAAUCUUUAUAAAUACUUACUUUAACCAAAUGAAUUCGAUAUAUUCAGUGUAUCUGCAUGAUGUUAAUGUGAGUGUGGCUGUGGACACUGAGUGGGAGUGGGAUGAAGGAAGCUCUGUUCGCUGAGAACCAGGAGAAGGUGGCGUUCUCCUUUACUGUGGAGGCUGUCGGGAAGCUUCUUCACUCUGUGAUGGACGUCAUCCUCAUGUAGAGUACUGCAGAGAUGGGCUUGUGGUUCUGUAUCCUGCUGCCCUUUAAGGCUGGAUUGGGUCCACUAGGAUCUACAGAGAACGUCACAGGAACCAGUCUCUCCUCCAACCAAAUGUGGCAGUCUGGUAACACCUGCAGGACUCAAAACAGCAGCUUUGGUUUUUAAGACCGAAACAUCUGACAAAAUAUCAGUAAAAGGUUCGUUUAUUUCAUUAAUUCAGUUUAAAAACUGAAACUCGUUUAGAUCUGUCCUUCAUACACAGUCAAAGUAUUUCUGAUGAUUUUGGCUUCCAGCUAAUGAAGAAAUUCUGAAAAAUACAUCAGAUUAAAAUGGGUUUUAAUCCAGAAAUCGUUGCCUGCCUGUACUGUUCAGGAUCUGCAUCCAAUACUUGGCUGGGGCUCAUUUUGGAGAUGACGCCUCCCCAAAGCAUCACUGACUGUGGAAACUUCACAGUAGACUUAUCUCAACUCAGUUCACACCUUGUGAAUCUCCCCAAAACUCUUCAGUAGGUGUUAUUUUACAGUUCUCUCAAGGUCUGAUUUCUACUGCAGUUUUUCCUUCCACUCAACUUUCUAUUAAUAUGCUUCAGUACAGAACUCUGUUCUCUUCUUUAGCAGUGACUUUCUGUGGCUUCGUCAUUAUUUGUCACUGAUACCUUCAUUACUGAAGGUAUCAGUGACGCCUGAAAUGUUUCACUCUGUGGAUUGAAUCUACAUCAUAUUUGACUUUGUGGAGGCUUAGUAAAAUAAUGAUGUUGUUGUUGAUAUUCAAAUGUAUCGAGAUGUAAAUCAGCAGCUAAAAUUCCGAAAUUCCUGUUCAGUGAUGAAGAGACCCUGAAGAAUCAGUAAAUUCAACAGCUGCUGAUGUAACCAACCAGAGGAGUUCAUUUUACUGCAGGUGUGUAAAACAGGUACUGCAGCAGGAGUUUCAUGAGGGUCACCUCCACAUCGGUGCUGCAGGCCACAGUGUGUGUGGCUGCAGGGGUCUAAACAGUAAACAGCAUUUUCAGCCAUUUGCCCUCUCAGCUGCUGCUCUCCACCAUCAGCAGGUCAGGGAGCAGAACUUUCUGCAGGUAGAUAAGAAGAUAAAAACGAAGUCAUUUUCUGUGCGUUUCUGAAAAACAGAUUUUUACUGCAAGAGUAACUUAGAGUGAUGUUUGCAGAGGAGGUGGCUCCUCCUCCCUCUGUGAAUACAGUUGAGGUUCUACUGUGGCCUUCUACCCAAAGGAAAUAAAGCUGGGAGAAUGAGUCUUCUCUCAGAAGCAGCCUUAAUGACGCCCGAGGACAUUAAUCGGCAUUUGAUGAAUGUGAAACUGCUUCUAUUAAUGUGUUUUCAGUGCAGUGUUCUCCUGGAUCAUAGCAAAAGUCCAGAGUCUCAUCUUGGUCCUCCAUGUGUUAUCUCUCUGCCCUCCGCUGCCUCAAACCAAGUGCCUUCAGACAGUAGCAUAAAUAGCUUCCUGGAUGAGUUCCUCCUUCUGGCUCCAGUUCUAAGCUGGUCCAGAUGCCACAGAGUAAUGAAAAUGACUGUAAAGUGGACGUGUCCAUCUUCAGUCCUGCGUGGUUCAGAUGUGUCCCUGAGGCCUAAUGAACCACAGUUUCAAUCAGGUGUGUUGGACAAGGGACGAAUCUAAGACAUGCAGGACAGAGGACGUUGAGGAGUGAGGAUGGACACUACUUUGCAGCGUUUAUCCACUGCCCACUCUGUGCCCCCCACCCCACCCUGAGUGUUGAUGUCACCCUGGGUGGAUAGCCAUAUUUCCCAUAUGACCCCCUACUGCCACCAGGUUGCAGUAUUUGACCAAAGCCUAGGAGCUCCAGCCAUGAUUCAUUUACCUCCAACACAACAGGACAGCAGCUCCGUAUGGAAACCUUUAACUAACACAAGGCGGCCAUAUUGGAACUACAAUCAUGUUUCUUUCCUACAUCACUUUAUUUACAGCAGAAACUUCUUCCAACCUUCAGCACCUCUACACAUCUAUUAUUGAAGGUCUGCAACAAACCUUUAAUGACCUCCAUCCAACUAUUAAUCACCCUCUCAUCACUUCUUCUCCUCCUCUGUUAUUGCAGCGCCCCCCUGUGGCCCUGCUGCUCCUUUCCUGUCUGAUAAUACUGGUUCAUUUUGAACAGAAUAAUAAACCUCAGCUACUUGUUAUUGACAGUAACUUAAAUGAACUGUAUUCACUCGCUUGUAUAGACCACAGAUUAAUAAUUCGUAAUUAUGUGACUAUAACUGAUGGUUUUGUUGAAUGUUAAAAUUAAACUUCUACUGGAACCACAA